CGCAUGACAACAACAACAACAAGGCAGAUGCUACAAGAAUACUCGGCAUUACUUGCGCCAUGUCGUUGGCCUUUAGAUAUCGGAAUUCACUGACAGUGGACUCGUCGAACGCAGGAUCAGAAACGGACGACCAGCUCCUUCCCCGUAGACCGUCAUUUCCUCCGUCAAGGACCAGCUAUCAGCAAGAGACUCAGCAACAACACAACCUUCCCACUUUGUCGCAUCGACUUCGCCAUGACGCCUCUAUCCUCGCUCUUGCCCUCUCGGAUAAUGCGGUCUUCGCCGGUACCCAGCGCGGCGAGAUCAUCGUCUACUCGCUCGACACGUAUGAGCGCAUAGCUCUGCUCGAAGCCCACAAGAGCAGCGUCCUCGACCUCUGCAUCUGCGAAGACGAGAACCUCCUCUUCUCCAGCGCCGCCGAUCGCAUCACAAAUGUCUGGGACCUGAACACCUAUCAACACGUCUACUCGCUAUACUCUCGCUACGAUACCGGCGACGUCUUUUGUGUCGCAUACUCUUCACUGUUGCGCACCGUCUACCUCGGAGCUCAAAACACAAGCAUUCAGUGGUAUGACUUGAAAGAGAAGGAUCACAGACCAAAGCCAAAGAGGGACGAUCAUCCUUCGUUGAGAGAAGAUCCGUUCUUUGACUCACGCGGUCCUGGUGGCAUCAGGACUCCCAGACCUGCGGAUCAUGGUCUUCCUGCUCGUCAUGCCGCUGGAGGUGAGGUUCUUGAGAUUGAUCAGGACAACAUCAAGCACUUUGCUCAUUAUGGCUAUGUGUAUUGUAUGAUGCUGGCAAAGGGUGUUGUGCCUGAUGCACCCGGCGAUCAAGUCUUGAUCUCGGCUGGUGGAGAUGGUGUGAUCAAUCUCUGGACUAUGGAUGCAAAGCGUGGAGGUGCUAUUGAUCUUCUCUACACUUUGGAUGAUGGAAGAGAAGAAGGCCAGUCCAUUCUUUCUCUGGCUAUCGAUGGCACCUUCCUCUACUCUGGUCGCACUGGUGGUGAAGUCAACGUCUGGGACCUGGAGACUAGACAACUCGUCCGAAGCUUGAAGGCUCACAGAGAUGAUGUCUUGUCAAUCUGCAUCGGCGGUGGAUACAUGUUCUCCGCCGCCGUCACUGGCUAUGUCAGGAAAUUUGACCGUCAAUAUCAAUGCGCUAGUAGACUUCGUGCUCACGAAGGUCAAAUUCUGACUUCAGCUUUCACCUACUACAAGGGCAAGCCUUUGUAUGUAACUGGAGCCAACGACAACACUGUUGCCGUCUGGGAUGUCAGCGACUGCAUCAUGUCUCCUACCGCCAUCAAGAGAACCACAGACGAGCAGAUGCUGGAACACCUCAAACGCUUCAUCGCUUACAAGACCGUUUCUUCUGACCCCAAGUACAAGGGCGACUGCCGUCGUGGUGCCUCAUACCUCCGCUCGGUCUUCAAGGGCUUCGGCGCCGCCACUGAGAUGCUGCCUACUGAGGAUGGCUCGAAUCCCAUCAUCCUUGCCCGCUUCAGAGGCAAUCCCUCGACAGCCGCCACCAGAAAGAAGGUUCUGUUCUAUGGUCACUAUGAUGUCGUUGCUGCCGAUAACGAGCAAGGUAAAUGGAUCACCGACCCUUUCGUCAUGGAAGGACUGGAUGGCUACCUGUAUGGAAGAGGUACUUCCGACAACAAGGGUCCUAUCAUGGCUGCCAUCUUUGCAUGUGCCGAGCUCAUGUCUGAACAAGCCCUUGGCUCAGAUGUCAUCUUCUUGAUCGAAGGUGAAGAAGAAAGUGGUUCACGCGGAUUCGCAAAUGCCGUCAAACAGCACAAGCAAAUCAUUGGAGAUGUCGACUGGAUCCUGCUUGCUAACAGUUAUUGGCUGGACGACUCGAUACCCUGCGUCACUUAUGGUCUUCGCGGCGUUAUUCACGCUACUGUUCAAGUCGAGAGUGAUCAUCCUGAUCUGCACAGUGGUGUUGAUGGAAGUUCGCAACUGGAUGAGCCAUUGAAAGAUCUUGUCAUGUUAUUGUCGACUCUUACUGGCAGUCAUGGCAAAGUCAAGAUCCCCAGCUUCUAUGAUCCGAUCCCUGAGCUGAGCAAGGAGGAAGAGAUCCUCUACGAAGACAUCACUCAAGCUUUGGUCGCUCGCAACCCUGAUCUUGGUGACCCUCGCGACCUUGCACUUUCACUCAUGCGUCGUUGGCGCGAGGCCUCGUUGACUGUCCAUCGCUUCCAGACAUCCGGUCCUGCCAACGCCGCCAUCAUACCGCGUCUCGCAAAGGCAGCACUCUCGCUGCGUCUGGUCCCCAAUCAAGAAGCAGACACAGUCGGCGAAGCUCUGGUCAAAUACUUGCAAUCAGAAUUCGACAAACUCGGCUCUCACAACCGCAUGACCGUGACCAUCGACCACCAAGCCGAACCCUGGCUCGGCGAAUUCAACAACCAAAUCUUCCAAACACUCGACAAAGCCAUCAUGGACGUUUGGGGCCCUAUCCCCGAAGUCCCCCAGCACAGACGUAAGUCUUCGCUCGCACAAGUCAGCAAGGAGAAUGCCUUGAAAGUCACAAUACCCAAGAAGGAGGAAGUGCAAAACACACAUACCUCCAAACCCUCCCCUACCACCUCUUCCGUGCUCGCAAACGGUGGACCCACUUCUGCGUCGUCUUCCGCCCUUACAGACGCAACAAAUGAUGCCUCCUCCUCUCUUCUUCCCAUCCCCUCCCCCACGACCAAGAAGUCACGAACCAAGCCUCUGUAUAUCAGAGAAGGAGGAUCCAUUCCUGCCAUCAGAUUCUUGGAAAAGGAAUUUGGAGCCCCCGCUGCGCAUUUCCCUUGUGGACAGGCCAGUGAUUCGGCGCAUUUGGAUAAUGAACGCUUGAGAUUGAUCAAUCUUUACAAGAGUAAGGAUAUUUUCAAGAGGGUUUUUAGAGAGUUGCCUAUGAAGUAGAUUGGAUUGGAGACUUGGAUUGUGUAUGCUUGGAGAGGUUUGGAGAGGGUGAAGUUCACAUGAAGCAUUUGGUCCGGGAAGAUGAAAUGAUGUUUUGCAUAGCACGAUGGGGUUGGAUGGCACAGGCGAGAUAUCGGCGUUCUUCUCCUUGGUUUCUUUUCGGUUGUUGGGUUAUUUCGAGCAAAGCAUAACAGAAAUAGAGAUACCCCCUUUGAGGAAAAUAAGAACAGGUUA
Molecule: messenger RNA, 3152 nt
Organism: Aureobasidium pullulans EXF-150
Lineage: Eukaryota; Fungi; Ascomycota; Dothideomycetes; Dothideales; Saccotheciaceae
Product: glutathione degradosome
Exons: 2
Coding region: 60-2918 (952 amino acids)
Biological process (GO): proteolysis; glutathione catabolic process
Molecular function (GO): protein binding; peptidase activity
Source: RefSeq, a predicted model, not a curated record